This is a messenger RNA of Nothobranchius furzeri (turquoise killifish), 4573 nucleotides long. NCBI's taxonomy places the organism in Eukaryota, Metazoa, Chordata, Actinopteri, Cyprinodontiformes, Nothobranchiidae. The record is from RefSeq and is a predicted model, not a curated record.
AACACCGGCAGAGGAAGCGCUCCUAAACCAAUCACAUCUGUGUUUACACCGUCACCUGUCAAACGCACACCCUCGCGCUACAUUUCUCUCUGAAAGGAGCUGAAACACACACUCACACUGAAGCGCCUACGGUAGCCGCUAACUGGACGGACUCUCUGGACAUCGACCCUUUGCAGUGAAUAAGUGGAAUAAGUCUUGAACCAUGAGCUCAGUGGCAGUGUUGACCCCGGAGAGCUUUGAGGAGCAUCGCAGUGGUCUCAAAGACCAGGAGAUUACUGGUUGCGUGCCAGAGGAUGAGGCCUACAUUCCCACCUAUUUGGAGGCCUUCCCUCCGCUGCCGGAGAAGGGGGCACCAGGGGAGAAGAGCGGGGAGCCGGUUUCGGCUUGGGGGAGUAAGAUCAGGCCCAUUAAAGCCUCAGUCAUCACCCAGGUGUUCCAUGUGCCCCUGGAGGAACGCCGCUACAAGGACAACAGCCAGUUUGGUGAGGGAGAGGAGGCCAAAGUGUGUCUGGACAUCAUGCAGAGAACUGGGGCACACAUUGAGCUGUCCCUGGCCAAGGACCAGGGCCUGUCCAUCAUGGUUACUGGCAAACUGGACUCGGUUAUGAAGGCUCGCAAGGAAAUCGUAGCGCGUCUGCAGACGCAGGCGUCUGCUACGGUCGCCAUCCCCAAAGAGCAUCAUCGUUUUGUCAUCGGUAAGAACGGUGAGAAGCUGCAGGAGCUGGAGCUGAAGACCGCCACCAAGAUCGCUAUUCCACGACCCGACGACCCUAGCGCCAACAUCCGUAUCACUGGUACCAAGGAGGGCAUCGAGAAGGCCCGCCACGAAAUCCUUCUGAUCUCAGCCGAGCAGGACAAGCGUGCGGUGGAGCGUCUCUCCCUGGAGAAGGCCUUCCAUCCCUUCAUUGCUGGAGCUCACAACCGUCUGGUGCAGGAGCUAAGCCAGGAGACGGGUGCUCGCAUCAGCAUCCCACCGCCCAGCCUGCCAAAGGAUGAGAUCGUCAUCACUGGGGAGAAGGAAGCCGUCGCUCUGGCUGUCAGCCGGAUCCGAGCAAUCUACGAGGACAAGAAGAGGAAGACUACCACCAUCUCGGUGGAGGUGAAGAAGUCUCAGCACAAGUAUAUCAUCGGACCCAAAGGCAACACUCUGCAGGAGAUCUUGGAGGCCACUGGGGUGUCGGUGGAGAUGCCUCCGCUGGACUCUGCCUCGGAAACCAUCAUCCUCAGGGGGGAGCCCGACAAACUGGGCCCUGCACUCACACAGGUGUAUGCCAAGGCUAAGAGUGUGAUGGUGGUAGAGGCCAGCGCUCCAGCCUGGCUUCAUCGCUUCAUCAUCGGCAAGAAAGGGCAGAACAUCGGGCGGAUCACGCAGCAGCUGCCCCGGGUUCACAUAGAGUUUACAGACGGUGAGGAGCGCAUCAGUCUGGAGGGACCAACAGAGGAGGUGGAGCAGGCUCAGGCCCAGAUUCAGGAGAUAAUCAAGGACCUGAUUGAGAACAGCUUCUCCAUCUCCGUUCCCAUCUUUAAGCAGUUCCACAAGAACAUCAUUGGAAAGGGCGGCGCUAACAUCAAGAAGAUCCGCGAGGAGACCAACACUAAGAUCGACCUGCCGACAGAGAACAGCAACUCUGAGAUGAUCGUCAUCACGGGGAAAAAGAGCAACUGUGAAGCUGCCAGAGAUCGGAUCCUCGCCAUCCAGAGAGAGCUGGCGAACAUCAAAGAGAUGGAGGUCGCCAUCCCAGCCAAGCUGCACAACUCUCUGAUUGGCUCCAAAGGCUGCCUGGUGCGAUCCAUUAUGGAGGAUUGUGGCGGCGUCCACAUCCAUUUCCCCUCUGAGGGCUCUGGCUCUGAUAAGGUCACCAUCAGAGGGCCUGUGGGCGAGGUGGAGAAGGCCAAAAGGCAGCUGCUGCAGCUGGCUGAGGAGAAGCAAGUCAACAACUUCACCGCUGAGCUGCAGGCCAAACCAGAGUAUCACAAGUUCCUAAUCGGACGAGGCGGGGCCAACAUUCGCAGAGUCCGGGACAGAACGGGAGCCCGGAUCAUCUUCCCAUCGCCCGAUGACACGGAGCAGGAGCUGAUCACCAUCGUGGGGAAGGAGGAGGCCGUCCAUCAGGCCCAGAGGGAGCUGGAGAGUCUGGUCAAGAACCUGGACGACGUGGUGGAGGACUGCAUGGAGGUCGAUGUGCGCCACCACCGUCACUUUGUGUGUCGGAGAGGUCAGGUGCUGCGCGAGCUGGCGGAGGAAUAUGGCGGCAUGGCGGUGAGCUUCCCCCGCACCGGAUCAAACAGCCAGAAGGUCACUCUGAAGGGAGCGAAGGACUGUGUGGAGGCGGCGAAGAAACGCAUCCAGGAGAUCAUCGAGGACCUGGAGUCCCAGGUGAGCGUGGAAGUCGCCAUCCCUCAGCGCUACCAUAGAGCCAUCAUGGGACCCAAAGGCUGCCGCAUCCAGCACAUCACCAGGGAGCACGAGGUCCAAAUCAAGUUCCCUGAGAGAGACGACAACGCCGCAGGUCAGGAGGCCUCGCCGCAGGAGAAUGGUGAGGUCAUUCCAGAUGCUGAGUUCGUCCCUCGCAAAUGUGACAUCAUCAUCAUUUCUGGACGGGCGGAGAGGUGUGAGCCGGCUAAAGCUGCUCUGCUGGCGUUGGUGCCCAUAACGGAGGACGUUGAAGUGUCCUACGAUCUUCACCGCUACAUCAUCGGUCAGAAGGGCAGCGGAAUCAGGAAGAUGAUGGAGGAGUACGAGGUGAACAUCUGGGUGCCACAGCCUGACAAACAGCUGAAUGUGAUCAAGGUGACGGGACUUGCAGCCAACGUGGAGCGAGCCAAACUGGGUCUGCUGGAGAGGGUCAGAGAGCUGCAGGCCGAGCAGGAGGACAGGGCCCUGCGUAGCUUCAAGGUCACCAUGUCUGUAGAUCCAAAGUUUCAUCCUAAGAUCAUUGGCCGAAAAGGGGCGGUGAUCUCCCAGAUCAGGAAGGACCACAACGUCAUCAUCCAGUUCCCCGAUAAAGGGGACGAGCAGCAGGACCUGAUCGUGAUCUCUGGGUACGAGCGGAAUGUGGAAGAGGCCCGGGAGGCCAUCCAGCAGCUGGUGGCUGAGUUACAGGAGAUGGUGAGCCAGGACGUUCACCUUGACUCCAGGACUCACGCCCGCAUCAUCGGCGCUCGCGGCAAAGCCAUCCGCAAGCUGAUGGAGGAGUUCAAGGUGGACAUCCGGUUCCCUCAGCCGGGCUCUGACGAGCCGGACAAAGUGACAGUAAUGGGCCUCCCUGAUACCGUCGAUGCCGCCAUCGAUCAUCUGCUCAACCUGGAGGAAGAAUACUUGCUCAGUGUGACAGAAACAGAGACUCUGGCAGCAUACAUGAAGCCUCCGUCUCGUUACGGAGGAGGAGGAGGGGGAGCAGGAGGAGUGGAUGAUAACAGCGGGGGUCCAGCUAAAGGCUUCGUGGUGCGGGACGCCCCCUGGAACGCUGCAGGGAACAAGGCGCCUGACAUGAGCAGUGCAGAAGACUUCCCCACCUUUGGGACCGGCGUGGCCCCGAAACAAACCUCCGCCUGGGGCCCCAAGAAGUUCUGAAGCUGCUCACGUGGAGAAACAACUUGUGUAUAUUAGACGACGAGAGACGAAAUAAUUCUCCAGUCAAACUGCUGCUCGCCUUCCUCCUCGUCCCCGUCGUCUCUUUUGUGUCCAGUUUGCCUGAUGUUGUCCCACAACCAGCCACAGGGAAUUCUGGGAGAGUAAUUCCUUUAUUUUUUUAAUCCUAAUUUGUCUCUCUUUCUGUAGUUUGUCCCACUUCCUUUCACGUCCUCAGAGACAGGGAGGACGUGUUGUAGUUUUGCUGUCCCGUUACUCCUCUGUCAGCGUCCCUGAAACAUUUCAGAAAGUUUUAUUUUUCGCCGAUCGUCUGAUUCUCUCCUACACACGAAAUGUUUCAGUCGCUCUGAUCUAGCAGAGUCUGUGCAGGAUUAAUCCUGAAAUUAUAAGCUUGAAAAAUGAAGGGGGUGGAGUCAGAAUAAUUUGUAAAUUCACAGCUUCUUUGUUAUGAUUUGAUUGGCUCACCUGUCCGGUCAGUGCUGUGUGUGUUCGUGUGCGUCGGCGGGAGGUUUGUAGAUGACUUUUUUAAAAGCUUUUAUUCUUAUUUAUUUUCAAACUAGGAGCAAAAACGGCUGCUUUAAUAGACUUUAUUUUGAAACCACAAUGACUCCAAAAUAAUGUGAAGCUCUGAUUAUUAUGGUUGUUUUUUUAUGUUUAUUUAUUGAAAAAUAAGCCAUUUUCUUUGAACUACUGUGAUCAUCUGUUUUUAUAAAAGCACUCACUGUAGCUUGCAACCUUGUUUUUUGUGUUUGAGACAGAAUGGUGCGCGCCACAAGGUGGGAAAAUUGUUAAGUUCUUGUGUUUAAGCGUCAAAAAAGGACUUUUUGCUAUUUUUUAAAACUGUGUGAGACCUCUUGUUGUUGUUGGGUUCUGACAUAUUUGAAGGUGUGUGUGUGUGAGAAAGUUGAGAUGUAAAUUUGAAUGACUAUCUGUUUGUCUCUUUUUCUGGAAGCUAUCCUCAUUUAAAGGUUUUUAACUUGC